AUGAGCGAACAUGAUCGAAAAAAAGGCUUCAUAUACGUUUUCCAGGAUAAAAACCAUCCAGAGUCUGUCUUCAAAAUCGGCGUCACCGAGCGCCCGUACAAUGAACGAUUGGAAGAACACAGCAAAUGCUGCAAAUUUGAACAAGACAUCGCCCACGUGUCGGCCCAAGUGAUUCAAAACAGCAAGCUCUUGGAAUGGCUCAUACAUCGCGAUUUGUGUUAUGAGGUGAGGUAUCGCUCCUGUCCCAACAAGACAAAGGGCCAUACCGAGUGGUUUGCAGUCUCGAAAGAAAUGGCGGUCCAGACUGUAAAGAAGUGGGAGCGUUUUAUGCACGAGGAGAGGCCGUAUGAUUCGCAAGGCAAUCUCAAUGUCGUGUGGGAGUAUGUGUUUGAGCAACGGUCCCCAGCGGCUCUUGGCGUAGACGAGAUGUCUCAUAAAGCUCGACACGAGCAAUGGGUUGCUAUCCUUGCGCCCCCAACGUACAGUGACUACUUCCAUGCCUACCUAGCAUACGCACGUUCUGAACUCAAAACCACCUACGACUGGGUGUACAUGUUCUUCUGGCAAUUGUCGACAAUACUGUAUAGCUUGCAUACGCUUGCGUUGUGUAGGAAUCGCCCGGCGUUUUAUGCGCUUGUUUUUGUGCUUGGAUGCGCUGUGUUGUCAAACUUUCGGCUUCAGUCCACUGAGAAGCAAAAGGUUGGCUCUCCCAGGAAAAAGGCACAAUGAAUUUAGGUCGUGGUUUUCUUUUCAAAUGUACAGUAGUUAUUUGGUUUAUCACUUUACUCGGCAAUUCAAGCUAGACAUUUCAUUUCAC
Bipolaris maydis ATCC 48331 is the source of this 817-nucleotide messenger RNA. RefSeq lists its product as uncharacterized. NCBI's taxonomy places the organism in Eukaryota, Fungi, Ascomycota, Dothideomycetes, Pleosporales, Pleosporaceae. The record is from RefSeq and is a predicted model, not a curated record.